AAACAUAAUUCGAGUACAAAUAUAAAACCCCUCACCGCCAAUCAAACAUUGCCGAUGACGCCAACAGCAUAAUAAGAUCAUCUUUCCUAUGGUCCUACGGAGAUGAAGAAAUUCAGACUGGGAGAUGAACAAAUUAAGAAUGGGAAUCUGGGAUGCUGAAGUGCUGAACCGCCUGAACGAAUUGAAGUCAACUCCCGCCUUCUAGCCACUCCCGUCGUUCGCCGUCUCGCCGUGUCCGAUUUCCUGGGAGUCUGUCGAAAAAGGAGGGAAAUUUCUCUAUUUAGCCGGCCCUGACCCUAGUUGACUCGUCCUAAACUCGCCCUCAUACAUUUGAUCCACCCGUGGUUUAAGAAGCAUCUCAUUCUCGGUAUGAAGGCCCUCAUUCUUGUUGGUGGAUUUGGCACUCGUCUGAGGCCAUUGACCCUCAGUGUCCCUAAGCCGCUUGUUGAAUUUGCCAACAAACCUAUGAUUUUGCAUCAGAUUGAGGCGCUUAAAGAUGUUGGAGUGACUGAAGUGGUUCUGGCUAUUAACUACCAGCCUGAGGUGAUGCUGAAUUUCUUGAAAGAUUUUGAAUCAAAGCUUGGUAUCAAGAUUACCUGUUCGCAAGAGACUGAACCGCUUGGGACCGCGGGUCCCCUUGCCCUGGCCAGGGACAAAUUGUUAGAUGAGUCCGGUGAGCCAUUUUUCGUUCUCAACAGUGAUGUCAUCAGUGAGUAUCCUUUCAAGGAGAUGAUUGAAUUUCACAAGGCGCAUGGAGGUGAGGCUUCGCUACUUGUAACCAAGGUUGAUGAACCUUCAAAGUAUGGUGUUGUGAUCAUGGAUAACUCGACCGGGAAUGUGGAGAGAUUCGUGGAGAAGCCAAAAACAUUUGUUGGUAAUAAGAUCAAUGCUGGGAUUUAUCUGCUUAACCCUUCAGUCUUGGACCGAAUUGAAUUAAAACCCACUUCCAUUGAGAAAGAGGUAUUCCCAAAAAUCGCAGCAGAGAAAAAGCUCUAUGCCAUGGUCCUUCCGGGCUUCUGGAUGGACAUCGGGCAACCAAAGGAUUACAUCACUGGGCUGAGACUUUACUUGGACUCUCUGAGGAAGAAAUCAUCACCCAAACUGGCUUCUGGACCCCACAUUCUCGGGAACGUGAUUGUGGACGAGACUGCCAAAGUUGGGGAGGGAUGCCUGAUCGGACCAGAUGUUGCAAUUGGGCCAGGCUGCACAAUCGAGUCGGGGGUCAGGCUAUCCCGCUGCACUGUCAUGCGUGGUGUCCGCAUCAAGAAGCAUGCUUGCAUUUCCAGCAGCAUAAUCGGUUGGCACUCCACGGUCGGGCAGUGGGCCCGUGUGGAGAACAUGACUAUUCUUGGGGAGGAUGUUCAUGUGUGUGAUGAGAUAUACAGUAACGGGGGCGUGGUUCUGCCACACAAAGAGAUCAAAUCAAGCAUACUGAAGCCAGAAAUAGUUAUGUGAGUAAUAGGGAGUCUCCCUGGGAACUUGUCUGUUCUUGGUCUGUCAUGUGGCUGUUCUCUUCUGUCUUUUUUUUCAAUGUAAUUCCCGUCCCAUGCUGAUUGCUUUCGUUCUUCAAAGUGUAAAAGUUCAAUCUGUCAGUUUGAAUUUGGGUGUCUAUAAAGCUUUAUUAUAGGCUUGGUGUCUCCGGCUAAAGCUUGAAACAUGAUUGCACCACUAUAAAUGGUGGAAUCUGCAUUGUACAUACAAUGGUAUUUUUUUUUUUGAGUGCAAAAUAAAUAAAUCAUUAUUAUAGUGCUUGAUCUCUUUAUCUUGAGUUUCAGGUUGAUUCUUGUAAAUGUUUAUUUUUUGCUG
Cuscuta europaea is the source of this 1806-nucleotide messenger RNA. The record is from the annotation of a GenBank genome assembly. Lineage: Eukaryota; Viridiplantae; Streptophyta; Magnoliopsida; Solanales; Convolvulaceae.